Molecule: messenger RNA, 1321 nt
Organism: Ananas comosus (pineapple)
Lineage: Eukaryota; Viridiplantae; Streptophyta; Magnoliopsida; Poales; Bromeliaceae
Product: homeobox-leucine zipper protein HOX19-like
Exons: 3
Coding region: 1-750 (249 amino acids)
Biological process (GO): regulation of DNA-templated transcription
Molecular function (GO): DNA-binding transcription factor activity, RNA polymerase II-specific; sequence-specific DNA binding
Source: RefSeq, a predicted model, not a curated record
AUGGAUCAUCAGAAGAUGUGUGUGAUACGGGCUCGGCGUCGAUUGGCAGAUGCGCGGGCUUCGACGCGGCAUCGGAGAGAGAAAAACCCGAGAAACCGGGUAGUCGAUGUCGACGUCGACCGCAAACCCUGCAGCGUUGGAGCGUCUCUAACGCUGAGCUAUCCGACGAACGCCUACGGCGGGGGCCCCCGACACCGCCGCGCCCCGCGAGUGUCUUCGCCACACAGCACAGUGUCGUCGUUCUCCGCCGCGUACCCUCCGCAGGGGGGGGUGAAGAGGGAGAGGGUCGACGCUUCGGCUGCGGCUGCGGCGUUGGCGCCGACGGAGGAGGCGGAGGUCGAGAAGGUGGUGACGUCGUCGCGGGGGGCGAGCGACGCCGAGGAGGAGGACGGCGGCGUGAGGAAGAAGCUAAGGCUCACCAAGGAGCAAUCCGCGCUCCUUGAGGAGAGGUUCAAGGAGCACAGCACCCUCAAUCCGAAGCAGAAGCAGGCCUUAGCGAAGCAGCUGAACCUGCGUCCACGGCAAGUUGAAGUUUGGUUCCAGAAUAGGAGAGCAAGGACGAAGCUGAAGCAAACGGAGGUCGACUGCGAGUUUCUGAAGAAGUGCUGCGAGACGCUGACCGACGAGAACCGGCGCCUGCAGAAGGAGCUGCAGGAGCUGCGCGCCCUCAAAUUCGCCGCCGCCGCCGCCCCCGGACCGCUGCCGCCGCCGCAGUUCUACAUGCAGUUCCCCGAUUCCGCCGCGUGUUGAUCCUCAGGCACAAAAUUAAGUUGGUAAUAUUUAGAUCAAAUAUAACAUAUAAUUAAAAACACCCAUACCCUUAGAUUUUUUUUUUUUUUUUACUUUCCUAAUUUCAGUUUCAACGAUGAUCACAGUAGAGUUAGUUGAGGGGUAGAAGAUCAUAAUUAAACAGUGUAAAAAGCUUAAGGGGAAAGAUUAUUCUCUAUAACUUCCUUAUGUUCAAAGGUAAAUUAAUUACAUAGCUAGCAAGGUCCUAAUUAAUUAAUUAAUAACCCAUUUCUUUUGGUUGUGGUGAUUACUAUGUUGCCCCUACUUUUAUUUGACAAUAUUUGUAUAGAAAAAAAAAAAAAAGUUUGCAUUAAUAAUUAGCUUGUUUUAUUAUUUUUUGGCUAUUAUUUCUCGAUUCGAGUUCGUACGUUAAUACAGAAGAAAAGCAACUUUUCUUAUUCAAAGACUCUCGAAAUCUCUCUAUUGCACUGGAAGAGUAACGAUUUUUAAUCUUUUGACUCAAAAGCUUAUUUUGACUUUGUACAUGUAUGUAAAAUUAUAUGGACUAAUUAUAAAUUUUUAUAUUUUUAUA